Messenger RNA from Centruroides sculpturatus (bark scorpion), 1737 nucleotides. RefSeq names its product transforming growth factor-beta-induced protein ig-h3-like. The transcript has 6 exons. Lineage: Eukaryota; Metazoa; Arthropoda; Arachnida; Scorpiones; Buthidae. Gene Ontology annotation, cellular component: extracellular matrix. Gene Ontology annotation, biological process: extracellular matrix organization; cell adhesion. The coding region runs from base 224 to 1153 and encodes 309 amino acids. Gene Ontology annotation, molecular function: cell adhesion molecule binding. The record is from RefSeq and is a predicted model, not a curated record.
GGUUCAUUCCAUUUAAUAAUAAUCUAAAUCCUAUAGAGAAGAAUUAUUUUUCCGUUUUCCUCUUCGAUCGCGUCCACCUUUUUAUAAUCCACCACGAAAUUCCGGGCAGAGGGCGCUUUACAAGCCGGUUUACUUUCAAUUUUGCUGCUGAGUGCGGAGAAGUGGUUCCCUCUAUUCCUUUUUCUUUUAAGUUGAAUAUCAGAAUCUCCGCGUGCCUAGGGCCAUGAACGAGACUUUAACUUUCCGCUUCCUCGUUCUCCUUCUGGUCGCCUCUGUCUGUCGAUCUUGGUCGGUUUACGGGCCUUUUUCCAAUUUCUCCGCUGGUCGCAACGCCACAAAAAGGACGAAUUUGGUGGAAUUGGCUAAAAAACUGAAUCUCACUUCUUUGGUGGAUGCCUUGCGACAGACCAAAUUGGAUAACGUCGUCGACCACGAAGGUCCGUUUACCUUAUUCGCUCCCACGAAUGAUGCAUUUGCUCGAAGACCCGAUUAUUGUUUUAACGUUCCACUGAAAGACGUCAUGAAAAUGCAUGUCGGUCGUGGUUUUUAUUUCAGUAAGAAGUUUAAAAACGACGAGUUGAUCUCCACUUUGCUUUCCGAAAGAACCGUUCGAAUAAAUGUUUAUCGUAGUAAUGAGAUCGUUACCGGUAAUGGGAGAGAAAUAAUUAAAGUGGAUAAUGUUGCUUCAAAUGGAGUACUGCAUAUUUUGAAUGAUGUGAUGUGUUCUCUGUACAUUGGAAGUGCCAUUGUAGAAAUUAAUAGAUGCCCUUCUUUUAGCAAGUUCAGUAGAGCUGUAAAUAUGACCAAUCUUUAUACUUUGUUAGACGCAAAAGGACCUUAUACUGUAUUCACUCCGACAGAUGAUGCCGUUGCCAAACUCCCUUCUGAUUUUAUAAUUCAUUUACUAAAUAACAUUACAGCUUUAAAAGAAGUUAUAUUAUAUCAUAUAAUUCCCCAAGUAUGGUAUAGUCCAGGAUUUCAAGAUGGACUCAAGUUGAAGACUUUACAAGGAAGUUACGUGACUUUAAAAUUACAAAAUGUGAUUAGAAUAAAUAAUGCAACAGUGACACUUCCGGAUGCCACUGUGAGUAACGGAGUGGUUCACAGCAUCGACACAGUAUUGAUUCCACCAUCUUUAUACAUUAGUAACUGAAUCCUUACUGUUUUGACCAAUGCACUUAGGCACAUCCUCUUAAUUUUGUGCAACAUGCAUAAAAAGAAGUUUGUAGCGGAGUAUUUUCAAUACAAAAAAAUAAAUGCUCACCUUUUUAAUAGUAAGUUUUUAUUUGCUAAUACAGAUAAUUUUUUAUUUUAAAUUCUGCACCAUCAUUUCAAAAAUAACCACAAAAAAUGUAAAGGUAAAUUGUUACACUGUAUUUUAAUAAUUAAUAACUAUUUUGUAAUUGUUUUCAAAUGGAGAGCUUGUUAUUCUAAUUUUGAAAUAAUAAAAGAUUUAAAAAUAGUAUUACAAUGAAAGCAAUUACUAUGUAGUUUGCUCCUAAUUAAUAAUUACUUUUAAUUAUCACUUUGAUAAGUAUUUGAGAGAAACAAAUACCUGAUGUUUAUUGAUGAUGCAGAAUUGUUAAUAAGGGUGUCAUGAAUCUCAUGAAACUAACAAAAUUCCUAUGAAUUAUAAGAAUUAAGUUGAUACUGCUUGGAAAUUUGUAAUAUGUUUAGUUGAAUGCAUUAUAUAUGUUGUUUUUAAAUAAAAGUUGCAAAUUUAUUUUUCUUCUUAAA